This is a messenger RNA of Anthonomus grandis grandis, 2959 nucleotides long. RefSeq names its product gamma-aminobutyric acid type B receptor subunit 1 (gene GABA-B-R1). Bases 244 to 2871 code for a protein of 875 amino acids. The transcript is spliced from 15 exons. NCBI's taxonomy places the organism in Eukaryota, Metazoa, Arthropoda, Insecta, Coleoptera, Curculionidae. Gene Ontology annotation, biological process: gamma-aminobutyric acid signaling pathway; G protein-coupled receptor signaling pathway. Gene Ontology annotation, cellular component: G protein-coupled receptor heterodimeric complex; membrane. The record is from RefSeq and is a predicted model, not a curated record. Gene Ontology annotation, molecular function: G protein-coupled GABA receptor activity.
AGUCGUGGUCGACCCGUUGUUGCUCCCGAUUCUUAUAACUGCCGUUCGAACGUGCUCCCGGUGGUGUAACCAACGUGGACUGGACGAUUUGGAAACUCUUGUUCUCGAUCGGUGUGCAUUUUAAUUAAUAAACUUGUGGUCGUUUAGAAUAAGUAGUAGUGUGUGUGCCAUAAUUCGUGUUUUUUUUUUUUGGAUAUGACUUAAAGUUAGUUUUGGGAGCUGUUUAAUUCGUUUGCGAGUCCUAUGUUUACGCUUCUUGGAAGAAAUGACAUAAUGCAAUUAACGUUAUUAUGGAGGGUCCGGAUACCGUUGCUAUUACUAGCGUGUUAUUUUGCCGUGGUGGGCGGUGGGCGCACCCAUGGCGCCCAAAGCGACGGAAACGUCCUGCACAUUGGCGCCAUUUUCCCUAUCGAUGGGAAGGCGGGGUGGCAGGGGGGACAGGCUUGUAUGCCAGCCGCUCAUUUGGCUAUGGAAGACGUAAAUGCAAGAAAAGAUUUACUGCCCGGAUAUAUUUUAAAGCUACAUAGCAAUGAUAGCGAGUGUGAACCAGGCCUAGCAGCAAGCGUAAUGUACAACCUGCUUUACAACGAACCAACAAAACUAAUGCUACUAGCCGGCUGUAGCACCGUUUGCACCACCGUUGCCGAAGCUGCCAAAAUGUGGAAUCUCGUUGUGUUAUGUUACGGAGCCAGUUCGCCGGCCCUCUCGGACAGAAACAGGUUUCCGACUCUGUUCCGUACUCAUCCGUCAGCCACAGUCCAUAAUCCUACUAGGAUUAAAUUAAUGAAGAAGUUUGGAUGGUCUCGAGUAGCCAUUUUACAACAAGCGGAAGAAGUCUUUAUUUCGACCGUUGAGGAUUUGGAGCAACGUUGUUCAGAGGCUGGAAUUGAAAUAGUGACUAGACAGUCGUUCUUGUCGGAUCCGACAGACGCCGUCCGAAAUCUCCGGAGACAAGAUGCCAGGGUGAUCGUGGGCCUUUUUUAUGUCGUCGAGGCGAGGCGUGUAUUAUGCGAGAUUUACAAGCAAACUUUGUAUGGAAAGUCGUAUACGUGGUUUUUCAUUGGUUGGUACGAGGACAACUGGUGGGAAAUGAACUUGGACAAAGAAAACAUCGAAUGUUCCCCGGAACAGAUGAGGACAGCGUCAGAAGGACAUCUCACCACAGAGGCCUUAAUGUGGAACCAAGACGAAGACGAAAAAACAAUCUCGGGAAUGACCUCAAGAGACUUUAGACAUAAACUGAACGACGCGUUAAGACGUAGCGGAUUCGAUAUUGAUAAAAGUCGUUAUCCCGAGGGAUACCAGGAGGCGCCGCUUGCUUAUGAUGCCGUUUGGUCAGUGGCGCUAGCCUUUAAUAAGACGAUGGACCGCCUCAGCCAAAUUGGAAAAAGCUUAAAAGACUUUAACUAUAAUAAUAAGGAUAUAGCGGAUAAUAUUUAUUCGGCAAUGAAUUCUACUCAAUUUUUAGGAGUUUCGGGAAUAGUGGCGUUCAGCUCUCAAGGCGACCGUAUAGCGCUCACGCAAAUAGAACAGGUAAUAAACGGCUCUUACGUUGUGCUUGGAUAUUACGACACACAGGCAGAUAACUUGACGUGGAGGAAUAAGGAGGUGUGGAGGGGUGGAAAGGUGCCCCAGGACCGUACAAUAAUAAGACGCGCCCUAAGAAUGGUCUCGUUGCCUCUCUUCAUUUGCAUGUGCGUCGUUUCGAGCCUGGGAAUCGUAAUCGCCACGGGAUUAAUCAUCUUUAAUAUCUGGAACAAACACAGGAGAGUAAUCCAAUCGUCUCAUCCAGUAUGUAACACGAUAAUGCUCUUCGGCAUAAUUGUAUGUUUAACUUCGGUGUUUCUACUCGGUCUGGACGGCCGAUUUGUGACUCCGGAUACGUUUCCCUGCAUUUGCCAGUCCAGAUCCUGGCUCCUGGCUAUCGGAUUCACCCUCUCGUUCGGUGCGAUGUUUAGCAAAGUCUGGAGGGUUCAUCGGCUAAGUACUAAAGCCAAAACUGACCCCAAAAAUAGGAUGAAAAAAGUACAACCCUGGAAGCUGUACUCGAUGGUAUCUGGAUUGCUUGUAGUGGAUCUAAUUAUUAUGAUUUCUUGGCAAGUGUUAGAUCCCUUACAGCGUCGGAUAGAGCUGUUUCCACUGGAAGAGCCUGAAGAUGAACUGGAUGAUUCGAAAAUACGACCUGAGCUAGAACACUGCGAGAGCAGACAUAAUAACGUGUGGCUCUCUGUCAUAUUUGCUUAUAAAGGAUUAGUUUUGUUGUUCGGAUUGUUUCUUGCCUACGAAACUAGAUCACUUAAAAUAAAGCAAAUAAAUGAUUCACAAUAUGUGGCUCUCACUAUUUAUAAUGUGGUGAUUAUGUGCCUAAUCACUGUUCCAGUUACGAUGGUGAUUUCUAGCCAACAGGAUGCCAGUUAUGCCUUCAUUUCGGUGGCCAUUACUUUUUGUUGUUUCUUGUGUAUGGCCCUAAUAUUUUUACCUAAGGUAAUAGCAGUCUUAAGUAGAGCUAGUGAUAAGGCAGAAAGCAAAUACAAUCACGACGAGCGACCCUCAAAGGAAGACGAAGAACGGUAUCAGAAAUUGUUGGGUGACAAUGAGGAACUACAGCGACUAAUUGCACAAAAAGAAGACAAAAUUCGUCUACUUCGUGAGCGUAUCCAAGAAAAAGAAAAAAACCAGAACAUCAACAGGGUAAAAAUAGUGUCACCGAACACAACGACGAUAAUGCAAGGUAAGGACACGCUGAUCGUGGCUGAUUUCAUUACGGAUGCCGGCACUUCAGACUCUGCUUUGGGCGGAGGAGUUUCCACUUACACGAGGUCUUCGAGAUACAGUCAGUCUGAUAUUGAGUUUAGUGAAAGUUAUUUGUAAACAACCUAAAAAGGUUUUAUUAAGUCUAUAAUUUAAAAUGGAAAAGGUUACUCUUGUGAAAAAUCAGGCUUGGGGUUAGAAAAAUUAU